Messenger RNA from Ilex paraguariensis (yerba mate), 1449 nucleotides. Lineage: Eukaryota; Viridiplantae; Streptophyta; Magnoliopsida; Aquifoliales; Aquifoliaceae. The record is from the annotation of a GenBank genome assembly.
UUAAGCCUAUCCGAAAAAACAGAAAACGUCUUCCUCGUGAGUACUGCAGACAAUGUAACGCAAUAUACGCCAACACCAACAUGCUACAGAACCACACCUGGGACCCUAGGUCUUUUUUAUAUAUAGUAAGAGAGAAACAGUCCAUCUGUGUUUCAGAGAGAGAGAGAGAGAGAUGAUUUGGGAAGGAGGAUCAACAGCGUCAUCAUCAGCUGCAGCAACAGCAGCUGGGAGGAGGAAGCCAUCGUGGAGGGAGAGAGAGAACAACAGGAGGAGAGAGAGGAGGAGGAGGGCUGUAGCUGCCAAGAUUUACUCAGGGCUUCGGGCUCAGGGCAACUACGAUCUUCCCAAACACUGUGACAACAAUGAGGUAUUGAAGGCACUUUGUGCUGAAGCUGGGUGGAUCGUUGAACCUGAUGGCACCACCUAUCGAAAGGGAUGCAAACCACCCGCAUUUGAGACUGGGGGUACUUCAACCAACAUCACACCAUGCUCUUCCCACAAUCCAAGUCCACCAUCUUCCUACUUUGCAAGUCCAAUUCCUUCUUACCAGCCUAGUCCAUCAUCCUCUUCCUUCCCAAGCCCCUCUCGUCUAGAUGCAAAUAUGGCAUCAAACCCGUUUGCAUUUCUUCGUGGCUCUAUUCCUUCAUCAUUCCCUCCUCUUCGAAUCUCAAAUAGUGCCCCUGUAACUCCCCCUCUUUCAUCCCCAACUAGACUUGCUAAGCAAAUUCCCAAUUGGGACUCCUUUACCAAAGAAUCCAUGUCGGCUUUGAACUUCCCGUUCUUUGCUGUUUCUGCCCCAGCAAGCCCAACUCGGGGUCAACGGUUUGCUCCAGCCACGAUACCUGAGUGUGAUGAGUCUGAUUCCUCUACUGUUGAUUCGGCGCAAUGGCAAAUUUUCCCUGAGGAAGCAAUCUCAGAUAAGGGCAAACGCACAGAGUUUGACUUUGAGAAGAUAGCGGUGAAGCCAUGGGAAGGGGAGAAGAUUCAUGAGGUGGGAUUAGAUGAUUUGGAACUCACACUUGGAAUUGGAAACACCCGGAUAUAGGCUACUGAUCAAAGAGGUGGAUAGUGGAAACAAAAUGGGGCUGCUUUCAGUUCUUUUAGUUUACUCGGCUAUCUCCAGAGGUGCAUUCGCAGUUCUGUUGAUGUGUCUACUUGUGGCGGGAGCCAUCCGUAUCAGAAAUAGGAGUUUCUAUUGGCCGCAUGCAAUUUGGUUUUUAGGAAGGAUUAAACUUGCAGGUGUUCUUUUUGCCUCAGAUUUCUCCUUCAUCAUAUUAGUGAUUAGAUACCCUUUUCAAAUUGUUUUGGAUUGUUUUUAUAAACAUUUCAUGUACAUAUUGUGUUUAUUUCAUGGUUGGGAUCAAGGAUUUUUAUCUCCAUUUUGGCCUGUAGACUAUUCGAAAUUUUCUCUUGAUUAUAGAUUCAGCUAUGUUUUCUGGCAAGCUUCUC